GACUGCGUCAGGCUGGGAGCUGCAAGCAAGAUGGCGGCGUCCGUGCGGGAGAAGCAGAUCGCCGCUCUAAAACGAAUGUUAAACUUCAAUGUCAUUCCUGUUAAAAACAGCACCACGGAACCAGUAUGGAAGAUUCUGAUUUACGACCGAUUUGGUCAGGACAUCAUUUCACCGUUGCUGUCUGUGAAAGAGUUGAGAGACAUGGGCAUUACUUUGCACCUGCUAUUGCACUCUGACAGAGAUCCUAUUCCAGAUGUUCCAGCAAUUUAUUUUGUAAUGCCAACAGAAGAAAAUGUUGACAGAGUAUGCCAGGAUCUUCGGAAUCAACUUUAUGAGUCAUAUUACUUAAACUUCAUCUCAGCAAUUUCAAGAAGUAAACUUGAAGACAUUGCGAGUGCAGCUCUGAGUACAAACGCAGUAGCCCAAGUUGCCAAGUUAUUUGAUCAGUAUUUAAACUUUAUCACUUUGGAAGAUGACAUGUUCGUAUUGUGCAAUCAGAACAAGGAACUCAUCUCAUAUCAUGCAAUCAAUCGACCGGAUAUCACUGAUACGGAAAUGGAAAUAAUUAUGGACACUCUGGUGGAUAGCCUUUUCUGCUUUUUUGUUACGAUGGGUGCUGUUCCAAUUAUACGAUGCUCUCGAGGAAAUGCAGCUGACAUGGUAGCAGUGAAAUUGGAUAAGAAACUGCGAGAAAAUCUACGAGAUGCCAGAAAUAGUCUCUUCACAGGUGAUAGUCUUGGUGGAGGACAAUUCAGUUUCCAAAGACCAUUAUUAGUCCUUGUGGACAGAAAUAUAGAUUUAGCAACUCCAUUACAUCAUACUUGGACAUACCAAGCCCUGGUUCAUGAUGUGCUGGAUUUUCAUUUGAAUAGAGUGAACUUGGAAGAAACUCCAGGAAUAGAAAAUUCUUCUGCAGGGGCAAGACCAAAGAAAAAAACUAAAAGAACUUAUGACUUAACAGCUGCUGAUAAUUUUUGGCAAAGGCACAAAGGCAGUCCCUUUCCAGAGGUAGCCGAAUCAGUCCAACAAGAACUAGAUUCUUACAGGGCACAAGAGGAUGAAGUCAAACACUUAAAGAGCAUCAUGGGACUGGAGGGAGAGGAUGAUGGUGCUAUUAGCAUGCUUUCUGAUAACACUGCAAAACUUACAUCUGCAGUAAGCUCUCUCCCUGAACUGCUGCAGAAGAAAAGACUUAUUGAUCUUCAUACAAACGUGGCAACAGCUGUCUUGGAACAUAUUAAGGCUCGAAAGCUGGAUGUCUAUUUUGAAUAUGAGGAAAAGUUGAUGAGCAAGUCCACACUGGACAAAUCACUACUGGAUAUGAUAUCUGAUCCUGAUGGAGGUACCCCUGAAGAUAAAAUGAGGUUGUUUAUCAUUUACUACAUCACUGCACCACAACCACCUUCAGAGGUUGACCUAGAGCAAUAUAAAAAGGCACUGACUGACGCUGGAUGCAAUUUGGCUCCUUUAAAUUACAUCAAACGAUGGAAAGCAUUUACCAAAAUGGCAUCAACUCCUGCUAACUUCGGAGGCAGUGGACCAAAACCAACAAGCUUGCUCUCACGUGUAAUGAAUACUGGAUCACAGUUUGUGAUGGAGGGAGUUAAGAAUUUUGUGCUGAAGCAGCAAAAUCUGCCAGUGACUCGUAUCUUGGAUAACUUAAUAGAGAUGAAAUCGAAUCCUGAAACCGAUGAUUACAGAUACUUUGAUCCAAAAAUGCUUCGUGGCAGUGAGAGCUCUGUUCCAAGAAACAAAAAUCCAUUCCAAGAGGCUAUUGUCUUUGUUGUUGGUGGUGGAAAUUAUAUUGAAUAUCAAAACCUUGUUGAUUACACAAAGAAUAAACCAGGUAAACAUGUAUUAUAUGGCUGCAGUGAGCUCUUCAACGCUGGUCAGUUCCUGAAGCAGCUAUCACAACUUGGGUCUCAGAGUUAAGACACACCAUUGUACUCUCUAUACAUCUUCGUUGAAAGGUGGGGAGAAUACAGAAGGCAAAUUUUAAUACAGCAAUGUCAUGUCACACUUUAUUUACAUUAUUAUUUUUGCUUCUUUACAAUCUUGUAAUUCCACUUAUUUGAUAAUUCUUGAUGCAAUUGGAUGUGAUUUCUGUCAUUUUUAAUACCAAACUGUAUAUCAUGUAAUUGUGCAAAUAGUUGAAAUAAAUUUGA
This is a messenger RNA of Pristis pectinata (smalltooth sawfish), 2165 nucleotides long. RefSeq names its product sec1 family domain containing 1 (gene scfd1). The record is from RefSeq and is a predicted model, not a curated record. The transcript is spliced from 25 exons. Lineage: Eukaryota; Metazoa; Chordata; Chondrichthyes; Rhinopristiformes; Pristidae. Gene Ontology annotation, biological process: intracellular protein transport; endoplasmic reticulum to Golgi vesicle-mediated transport. Gene Ontology annotation, cellular component: Golgi membrane; cytosol. Gene Ontology annotation, molecular function: syntaxin binding. The coding region runs from base 31 to 1932 and encodes 633 amino acids.